Messenger RNA from Gadus chalcogrammus (walleye pollock), 6255 nucleotides. It is a transcript of the gene ptprga, whose product is annotated as protein tyrosine phosphatase receptor type Ga. Gene Ontology annotation, biological process: protein dephosphorylation. The record is from RefSeq and is a predicted model, not a curated record. The transcript has 31 exons. NCBI's taxonomy places the organism in Eukaryota, Metazoa, Chordata, Actinopteri, Gadiformes, Gadidae. Gene Ontology annotation, molecular function: protein tyrosine phosphatase activity; protein binding. Bases 606 to 4817 code for a protein of 1403 amino acids.
UUCAACCAUCCCCUCUGUGUUCAUCCAGGAGCUGCAGCCCCAGCGCCGUGUCGCUGUCCCUACUGGUCCCCAGUCCCGGAGCUUCGGAUCUCUGAGCUGCGUCGCUGUCCCCACUAGUCCCUAUUAGUCCCGGAGCCGCGGAUCUCUGAGCCGCGUCGCUGUCCCCACUGGUCCCGGUCCCGCGGAUCUCUGCGCGCUCCACUGAUACACGCUUCGUGACCAUACACCGAAUGAUGAGGUCUGCUUUGGGGAACAUCGAGGAGCUCUGCGGCUGUAGAUUCUGACCGGGAAAGGCUCUUCUACACCGGUGUCAAACUCUCAGGUCGCCUGGUUAUCAUCCCCUGGUGAAGACCCCCUGGUUAAGACCCCCUGGUGAUCCCCCCGCCGCUUUACGCAGCAGGCGACCAGCAUCCAACCCAAGGAUACCACUGUACCGCUUUACCAACAUCUGUCCGUGAUUGAAGAUACCAAACAGUGGUCCGUGAUUGAGGAUACUGAUUAGUGGUCCGUGACUUAGGAUACCAAACAGUGGUACGUGACUGAGGAUAACGAACCGCUGUCCGUGACUGAGGAUACUGAGGAUACCGAGCGGUGUCCGUGCUACCAUGUGCAGGCUUCUGCGGUCGUGUUGCUGGUGGAUUUUCCCCCUGAUCUCCUCAGCCUUCUUUCUCUUGGGCGCCGACUGUCACCCAGCUGUGACAGGAAGCACGCCCCAGCCCCCGGGGCCCACGCAGCGGCCUCCAGGGGCCACACAGGGUCCUCCAAGGGCCAUGGCCGCCACCACGCGACGCGUUCGGAGAGCAGCGAGCGAGGAAACCUACUGGGCGUACUCAGGGGCCCAUGGGCCAGACGAGGGAUGGGCAUCAGCCUACCCAGAGUGCAGAGAGAGGAACCAGUCCCCCAUCAACAUCGUCGACCACGAGGCUAAAGCCUCCAUGGAGUACCAGGAGCUGACGCUGGAGGGCUUUGAUGCAGAGUCCUCCAACAAGACCUCUAUGAAGAACACAGGGAAAACAGUGGCCAUCAUGCUGAGGGACGACUACUUUGUCCGAGGCGCCGGGCUGCCCGGGAGGUUCAAGGCGGAGAAGGUGGAGUUCCACUGGGGGCCCAGCAACGCCUCGGAUGGCUCGGAGCACAGCGUCAACGGCCGCCGCUACCCCGUGGAGAUGCAGAUCUACAUGUACAACUCGGACGACUUCGACAGCCUAGCCGCGGCCAUCCGGGAGAAGAGGACGGUGGCCGCCAUGGCCGUGUUCUUCCAGGUCGGCGGGAGGGAUAACCCCGCGGUGGACCCCGUCAUCCACGGGCUGAGGGGCGUGGUCCAUCACGAGAAGGAGACCUUCCUGGAGCCCUUUGUGCUGAAGGAGCUGCUGCCGGCCUCUCUGGGCAGCUACUACCGCUACACGGGCUCCCUGACCACGCCGCCCUGCAGCAAGGUGGUGGAGUGGAUCCUCUUCAGCAGGCCUGUCUACGUCUCCUACAAGCAGCUGGAGGCCUUCUACUCCAUCUUCACCACGGAGCAGCAGGACCACGUCAAGUCGGUGGAGUACCUGCGGAGCAACUUCAGACCCCUGCAGAGCCUUGACCACCGCCACAUCUUCAAGUCGGCUGUGAAGGACGCCUGGUUGCCCGACCUGACGGGCGGCGGCGGCAGUGACCCCUACGGGACCGAGGCCUCCAAAGUGUGCAGCAGCGCUCCCAUCAACAUGAAGGUACGCCACCUGAACUCCAGCGCCCUGGUGGUGCGCUGGGCGCGGCCCGAGACCACCUAUCACCCCCCAAUCCUGCACUUCCUGGUGUCCUACAGCUGGACGACCCACGACGACAGCUAUGAGGAGACACACCUCACCGACGCCCGGCACAAGCUGGAGGCAGUCAUCUCUCCAGUCUCUCCUGAUGUGCUUUACCUGUUCCGGGUUCAGUCCGUUUGCACCAAUGACAUGCGCAGCGACUUCAGCCAAAGCAUGCUCUUCAGAGCCAACACCACCCGGAUCUUCGAGGGCACCCGGAUCGUGAAGACUGGAAUGCCCACCGUCUCCCCGGCUUCCUCCGCCGACAUGGCCCCCAUCUCCUCGGGCUCCUCCACCUGGACCUCGUCGGGGCUGCCCUUCUCCUUCGUCUCCAUGGCGACGGGCAUCGGGCCCUCAUCCAGCGGCAGCCAGGCCACCGUGGCUUCGGUGGUGACCAGCACCCUGCUGGCGGGCCUGGGCUUCAGCGGCGGGGUCAUCUCCUCCUUCCCCAGCUCCGUGUGGCCCACCCGGGCCCCAGCAGCUCCGGCAGGCGGCACCGCCCGUGGCCACGCCUCCGCAUCCUCUGCCUCCUCCUCCACUUCCUCCUCCGCUAGCACCGGCGCUAGCCCGCCGCAAACUUACACGGAGGCUUCAGGUGGCCAGGACCACGCUGCAAGCAGCAGCACGGCAGCCGCGGCCCGGACCAAAGACAGGGGAGACACAGCGGAGGACGGGGAGCAGGCACCCCCUGUUGGUGUGGAGGACCAGGCCACGGUUACAAGCGCAACGUUGGUUGUCGUGGCCACUGCUCCAGAGCGCAAUGCAGGGGCCGAGACAGUGGACUACUCCCUCCCUGAUGUCCGCCCGCUGGCCACGCGGGGCCCCGGCCCGGCCAGGAACAGGAGCCACUGGCCCUUCUCCAUCCACACCGACCGACCCAGCCUGGCCACCCACCAGGCCCGGCCCGGGGGCCCCAGUGGGGGGCUGGCCCGUGUGGAGUGGCUGGCCCCCCUGGCGCUGGUCUCCACCCUGACCCUGCUCUGCCUCUUCCUGAUGCUUGCCGUGCUGGUCUACUGGAGGAUGAAUGCCUUCUGCUCUCUGAUCUGCGUGAAGUACAGACGCUGCUUCCAGACGGCCCACUUCUAUGUGGAGGACAGCAGCUCCCCCCGAGUGGUGCCCAAUGACAGCAUCCCUGUUAUCCCCAUCCCAGACGACAUGGACGCCAUUCCAGUGCAGCACUUCAUGAAGCACGUCUCUGGUCUCUACUCCAACAACCAGCAGGGCUUUGCUGAGGAUUUUGAGGAGGUCCAGCGGUGCACGGCGGAUAUGAAGCUGACCUCAGACCGCUCCAACCACCCCGACAACAGACACAAGAACCGCUACAUCAACAUCAUGGCCUAUGACCACAGCAGGGUGAAGCUGCAGCCGCUGGCAGGGAAGGACUCCAAACACACCGACUACAUCAACGCAAACUACGUGGACGGGUACAAUAAGCCUAAAGCCUACAUUGCUGCCCAGGGUCCUCUGAAGUCCACCUUUGAGGACUUCUGGCGGAUGGUGUGGGAGCAGAACACCGGCAUCAUCGUCAUGAUCACCAACCUAGUGGAGAAGGGCAGAAGGAAGUGUGACCAGUAUUGGCCGUUGGAGAACAGCGAGGAAUACGGCAGUGUGGUGGUGACGCUGAGGAGCACCCGGGUCCACGCCUGCUACACUGUGAGGCGCUUCACCCUGCACAGCUCCGCCCUUAAGAAGGGUGUGAAGGCCAAUUCAAAGGGCCGUUCCCAGUGUGAGAGGACAGUGGUCCAGUACCACUACACCCAGUGGCCGGACAUGGGCGUCCCAGAGUACACCCUACCGGUCCUCACCUUCGUCCGCAGGUCCUCCGCCGACCAGACAGCCGACAUGGGCCCCAUGCUGGUGCACUGCAGUGCGGGUGUGGGCCGGACCGGGACCUACAUCGUAAUGGACAGCAUGCUGCGGCAAAUCAGAGACAAGAGCUCAGUCAACACACUGGCCUUCCUCAAGCACAUCCGCACCCAGCGCAACUACCUGGUUCAGACCGAGGAGCAGUACAUCUUCAUCCACAACGCGCUGAUUGAGGCCAUCCAAGGGAAGGAGACGGAGGUGUGUGGAGGUCUGCUGCACAGCUACGUCACCAGCAUUCUGACCCCCAAUCACAGGGGGCGCACACGGCUGGACAAGCAGUUCAGGUUGAUAACACAGUGUAAUGCCAGGUUCGUGGAAUGUUUCAACGCUCAGAAAGACUGCAACAAGGAGAAAAAUCGCAACUCUUCAGUUGUGCCGUCGGAACGAGCCCGGGUGGGACUGGUCCCUUUGCCCGGUGUCAAAGGCAGUGAUUACAUCAACGCCUCUUACAUAAUGGGGUACUACCGCAGCAACGAGUUCAUCAUUACCCAGCAUCCUUUGCCGCACACCACCAAAGACUUCUGGAGAAUGAUUUGGGACCACAAUGCACAGAUCAUUGUCAUGCUACCGGCAAGUAAUGGACCGGCGGAGGAUCAGUUUGUGUACUGGCCCAGCAGAGAGGAGCCUAUGAACUGUGAGGCCUUCACGGUUACCCUGAUCAGUAAAGACCGCCUGUGUCUGUCCAACGAGGAGCAAAUCAGCAUCCACGACUUCAUCCUGGAGGCCACACAGGACGACUAUGUGUUGGAGGUCCGUCACUUCCAGUGCCCCAAGUGGCCCCGCCCUGACGCCCCCCUCAGCAGCAACUUCGAGCUCCUCAAGGUCAUCCAGGAGCAGGCCGCCACGAGAGACGGGCCCACCAUCGUCCACGAUGAGUGGGGCGCUGUGUCGGCGGGCAUGAUGUGUGCCCUCAGCACCCUGUCCCAGCAGCUGAAGAGCGAGAGUGCUGUGGACGUCUACCAGGUGGCCAAGAUGAUCAACCUCAUGCGGCCCGGCGUCUUCACACACAUCGACCAGUACCAGUUCCUCUACACCGCCCUGCUGAGCCUGGUCAGCACCAAGGAGACCAGCGGCCCGGGUCUGACCCGGGACCUGAACGGAACCAUGGCCUCCAUGUCAGACCAUUCUGACCAGUACGAGAACUUGGAGUCACUGGUCUGAGAGCCACAGGGCAGCAGCACUAACUACAGGGUCCGGAGCCAUGCGCUCGUCUCCCCAGGCCCCCGGGACCGCACCCCCCACCCCACACACACACACACACACACACACACACACACACACACACACACACACACACACACACACACACACGCGCGGACCAGGGAGCACCCACCUUUGUAGUGUCAGGAGGACUAGUGUGGACACCAGACUUUUUGAGGCCUUUUCUGCCAGACUCUUGGUUCAUAUGGAUAUCCUGAUUACUUUUUUACACUGAUGAAAAGUUUUGAUAUUUAUUUUUCUUUCUCUUGCCAUUUUCUGUCUUAACGUUCUACUGAAAAGGGGUUUGCACCUGCAGUUUUUUUUCCAACAGUGGCGACCGCGACGAGAAACACUUGCUGUCUGUUCUUGUGUGCACUAUAUAACGUCAGUGUUACUGCCUAUACUAAAGCUGACCUACUUGGCUUUUUUUCUUCUCCUUUGGUUUUUUAUUUUAACAUUCCAUGGCUAUUGUUGCCCUAAACCAACGGCUUCUGUGAAGAACAUUGUUUUGUCUGCCCCCUACUGGUCUGUUUGUGUAAAGUGACAUUGAAAUGAGGAGACUACUCACGGGCCUCAGCCACUUGAAUGCUGUUCUUUUUCCAAACCAACUCCACUCGGCUCAUGUGACUCAUAUACCACUUAUUUAUCCCACAACAUGAGAGCGUGGUUCAAAUCCCGCAGAGAGAAGUAGUGCUUGCUUUGUACCGUUCCAUUCUUUUUAUUUCUUAGGCUUAUUCUCACUACCCCAAGGCUAACCAUACACACCCAUGUCAACAUACCCAAGUGGUGAAACUGCAACUGUGAACUUUUAUGAUUUCUUUGUAUGAUUUUUAUUAUUAUGAGUUUUAAUAUAUGGAAAUACUGUAUGUAUACAUAUAUAAAUAUAUCCUUAUCAUAAUACGUUUUGUGAUUUUGUACAUGUCCUAUGUGGCCUCCAUCCUUGGACCAGUCAAUCUCUGUUUUUGUUUUGUUUUGGGAACACACGAUGGCCUCCCCUAGCUAAGCUCUUCACUAGCUAGGACGUGGGGGCCCAACUAGGCCCUCGCGUUGGGCUCUGGGGCCCCUUACCCUUGUUUUCUAUGCUGCUAGGCCAUCCAAACUCACAGCCUUGUGUAUACGUCCACACCGCCCACCGACACAGAGACCCCACGCUGACGGCCUCCAUGAGCAGGAAACUCAGAAGAAGAACGGAUGAACCAGCGAUGUGACCAGAAACCCGGGUUCCAUCGUUGUUCUACCUUGAGGAGGAGUGCCAAGUGUUGAGAGUUGGAACAAGAGUGAUCUGGAGUUUCUUCUGUUCUUUCUUUAAGGCUUUUUGUACAUAGCUUCUGUUCCCUUACAUGCUGAUUUAUCCAAGUGUUCGCUCUCUUUGUCUAUCUCUCUCUCUGGCUCUGUCUCU